GGUCUUUUCGGUGAUAAUCUCCAUAAUUAAUACAAACCUUUUUACCCUUCAAUCGUCUCACUAUAUAAGAUUCUUUUCAGUCCUGAACUCUGACUCCUAUAAGAUUCUGCCGGAAUUUCAACGGCGUAAGUAAGUCGGAGCAAACACUUUAACCGACGAUUCCGAAAAUCCGUGACCUAUAUUAAGGCCACAUAGAAGAAAACGGUUCCUAUGGCAAAAGCGUGUGAGGAAUGCACUCACAAUUGUCUUAUGAUGCAUAAAAAGUUUAAAAACCCUUCACCUCUUGUGACUACAUUCGUAAAGUUCAUGAUUGGUGACGAUUAUUCUAAACGUCUGUUCCUCCCUCCAAAUUUUGCAUGUAGGGUGAAAAAACUAGUUGGCAAGACAACACGUCUCGAGGAUUCAAAUGGUGAGAAAUGUGACGUAACAUAUACAAAGAUUGAUGACCGUUUGGCUUUUGAACAAGGGUGGGAUCGUUUUGCAUUAAAGCACAGGUUACAAAAGGGUGAUGUUUUGGUUUUUCAUUAUAUAAUGAAAUCUCACUUUGUUGUCUUGAUGUAUGGAUCAACUGGAUGUCCUGAAAAUCGGCACUUGGGAUUUCCUCAUCUCCCGAUGAAAGAAACGAAGAAAGGUAAUAAUAAUUUGACCGUGAAUGGUCAAAGCUCAUCAAAAGUCCACGCCAAUUGCAAUGAAUCUUCUUCCAAACCUGAACCUGUUGGUCAUGGAGUGAAUGAUAUGAAAACAAUGAGUAAAAAGCUAAAUGAGGCCAAGAUGUUGUCACCAAAUGAGAACGCUAUAAACGCUCAGCGUUUGGUUGCAUCUUCCUCUCGACCGGCGGAUAAAGAAAGGGAUCAAACGUCCGAACUGUUGGUCAAUAAAGCAUUCCCUGAUUAUAUUUUUUCCGAUAGUCCUACAGCUGUGAAGCCAUUAUGUUUGGUUGAUAACGAUAUUAGGCAUGAAAAAGAUGAACGUGGAAGAAACAGUUUGCAGCCGGUGGCGUUGGCAUUACAUGGUGGCCAGAAAAACAAUGUGGCGGCUAGUGAUGGUGGUUCAGAUGGAACUGAAAUAAACAGAGUUCAGAAGUCGGUGGAAACAGACGGUGGCCAAAAAAACAAUGUGGCAACCAGUAGCGGUGGUCCAGAUGAAACUGAAAUAAACAGAAUUCAGAAGUUGGUGGAAACAGACGGUGGCCAGAAAAACAAUGUGGCGGCCGGUGGUGGUGGUCUAGAUGAAACUGAAGUUAACAGAACUCGAAAGUCGGUGGAAUUAGGCAGUGGCCAGAAAAACAAUGUGGAUGCCAGUGGUGGUGGUUCAGAUGAAACUGAAAGGAAAAGAAUAUUACGAAAGUUAGAUGCAGCACUAGCGAUUUCGGAUGCAAAGCGUAAGGGAAGCGCCGUGUUUCAAAAUGAAAUUGCACACAACAAUUCUACGCAUAAGAGGUGGAGGCCUGCUGAUUUUCCAACUACACCAGCGAAGAAUGUUAAACAGGAGCCUGACACUUCAAGAUCGCAUAAUAGUGGUUAUCCCCUCACCCCUAAGCCAACGGCUAAACGCAUGGAACCAACAAAAAAGGAACCGACAAUGAACAAUGGCUCGGUUGGUCCGAUAAAAGAGGAACCUAAAACGAACCAUGGCUCUGACGGUGUAACAAAAAGGGAACCCAAACCUGAGCCUGUUGACUAUGAUGAGGAACCGGUAUCUGGUUCCUCCAACGCUUCGUUUUCUGCAACUAUGAGCAGCUACCAAUAUCUUGAAUUGCCGAGCUGGGUGAAGGUGAAAGGUACGGUAAUUCUUCUCCGAAAUGGCGCUGAUCUUUGGCCGGUUAGGGUUCAAAACAAGUUCGGGUUACAGGCUCUAACGCAAAAUUGGUCAAUGUUUGCAAAGGAAAAAGGGGUUAAGCUGGGAGACAAAUGUGAAUUUGUGCUUGAAAGCGAGCCAGUUGGUCUUGGUCGUGCAAAUAGUUGUGCUUGUAGCGUGUUUGCUGUCAACGUUACCCGCUGAUCAUGGUCUUUUGUAAAUGCUAACUAACUAGGUGGUUCGAAUGUGCGUUUGGUUGUUGGUCUGAAUUGUGGAACUAUGGUUUAUGACAAUGCCAUUUUUUGGUUACUGAUGUUGAACUAUAAUACAUUCAAGCUGGCAAUACAAGUAACAAAAUCCUUGGAUGA
Molecule: messenger RNA, 2165 nt
Organism: Helianthus annuus (common sunflower)
Lineage: Eukaryota; Viridiplantae; Streptophyta; Magnoliopsida; Asterales; Asteraceae
Exons: 6
Coding region: 211-2001 (596 amino acids)
Molecular function (GO): DNA binding
Source: RefSeq, a predicted model, not a curated record